Molecule: messenger RNA, 1512 nt
Organism: Gongylonema pulchrum
Lineage: Eukaryota; Metazoa; Nematoda; Chromadorea; Rhabditida; Gongylonematidae
Source: the annotation of a GenBank genome assembly
AUGAAAGAAGCAUUAAGCUCAGUUCCAAAUGACGUAAGAAAGCGUGAACUGACCCGAAAGCUUAAAAAAGCUGAAGCCGGACCUUUAAAAGCUUACCGCAGCGCUUUGCUUGUUAACACAAAUGAAGUUCAUUUGAUUUUUAUUAAAGCAAAACGCCAUGGAUCGCGCUAUGCGUACACGUGGAUUGGCGUCUACUUUCUGGGGCUUUUUGUCGAAUGUACGAAAUUCAUUGGGAAUGGCGCAGAGGUGAUUUGGUACACACAGACAAGCAUGACGUUCAUGGGGAUGCGUACGCCGCUCUUUUUGCUCUGCGGCGUCUACCACACACUCUUUUACACGUCCUACGUGGUGGUGCGAAGGAUGCGCCUCAAAUGGUGGGGCGAAGCAACAACGAACGGGUUAUUUGUGCUGAUGCUGUCGUUCCCUCUGCAGGUGGUCGGUACCAAGCUGUUGUGGUGGCAGUGGCACGAUAACGACCCUCGUCUUCGUGACACGGUUUACUCAGUCCCUCUGGUAAUGCUGGCUGUGAAUGGCAUGUUGGCAACGUCAUUCAACCUCUGUCUGAAUUUCCUUCGCAAACGGUGGCUUCAAGAAGAAUACGAUUGGAAGAAGUUUGUGCCAGAACUGUGCUGUGCAAUAAGCGCCGCUUUGCUUGCCGUUUGCCUUACCGCAGUGCAGUACAUUGUUUUUUUCCACGUACCACACGAUCUUUGUCGACUUCACUCACUGGUCCCAUUUGUACUUCUUUUGUGCCUUUACGGUGGUGUGACGGUGAAUGCAGCGAUAAUCAAUCACCGAACCCAUCACCACCAUCAUCAUCACCAUCACCGAAAAGUCGAGAAAGGAGUUGCUAAGCAAUGUGAUGCAUGGGAUGAAUUGACCGCUGUGUUUAUGAUGUACUUCUUAUUGUACAUGUUGCUGGUUGUGUGGAGCAAUCCGAAGGAUAUCGUCGCCGAAGGGAUACAUCAAGCAAUCGGACCGUGCGGUCACACCGAGUCACUCUUUUCGCUGUUGGGACCUAAACUUUAUCGCGAAAAGUAUUUUUGUGCGGCGCAGCAGUAUCAGAAGCAGUUUGAUUUUCACUGUAUCCCGAGUGGAAAGGCACCUGAGAUGCAGGAUGGCUUUCCGCUGCAGUACUAUCCGAUCUGUGGCGUAGAUUUUCAGAAUCGAAUUCAUUAUAUCGUCUUAAUUUGGUGGGUGCUUUCUGAAGCUUUGCUGCAGAGUGGCGGAGCUCAAGAAUUUGGCAUCUGGAUUAUUGCACGCGAACCGGGAACGUACCGUCGUGUGAGAAUACACGGAAGUCUCGAGGAUAAAAAAGGCUCCCUUCCAGCAGAAAAGCACAUGACCCACGCAGGAAAUGGAUAUCAAUCUCCUCGUAAUGUAAAAGCCGCUGAUAACACCACACCACCUGAAGUUCGUCAUCGAGCAAGACAGCCAGCUGGCAGUGGAAAGGGCUCACGUUUGCCAACACCAACACGGCUUCCCGUUUAUACGACUAAGAAACACGCCUAA